CCAGAGAGACCAAAAGCUGUUGUGUCUGUAGAGCCUAAUGAACAAGCGUUUAUAGGAGAGACUACUACUCUCAGAUGUGUCAUACAUGGAGCAGGAGACACUGAGUGGAGAUACAGCUGGAAUAAGAGUGAUCAAAUAUUAUACACAUUCAAUACAGUGCAUACGAUAAGAAUAAGCCCUGUUAGAGAGUCUGACAGUGGUAAUUACACCUGUAGAGGAAAGAAGAGGAGUGACUCUCAGAGAUCAAAGAUCAGUGAUGCUGUUACACUGACUGUAUCAGAUAAACCCAAACCUACACUGACUGUAGAUCCAGAGAGUCCUGUGUUCACUGGAGAGUCAGUCACUCUGAAGUGUGAGAUAGAGUCUUACAGUAACUGGAGAUAUCAGUGGUAUAAAGGCAGCAGUAGAACUGCACUCAGUCAGUCUCAGACAUACACCUUCACCAUCAGAUCAGCAGCAGAUCAGGAUCAGUACUGGUGUAGAGGAGAGAGAGAUAACAGACCCUCAUCAUCACAACACAGCAAUCCUGUUACUCUCACAGUGAAAGAGAGACCAAAAGCUGUGGUGUCCAUACAGCCUAAUAAACAGGUGUUCAGAGGAGAGACCGUCACUCUCAGAUGUGACAUUCGGGGAAAAGGUAUCUCUAACUGGCAGUACAGCUGGUUUAAAGAUGAUUCAUCCACUCCUGUCAGUAAUAAACAGCAGUACAGAAUCAGCUCUGUUACAGAGUCUCACAGUGGAAUAUACACCUGUAGAGGAACAGUGAGAGGAACAUCACGCUACUCACACACCAGUGAUGCUGUUACACUGACUGUAUCAGGUGAGUCAAUGUCCCUUCCAGUCUUUCUGAUGGUCAGUCCCAGCAGAGCUCAACACUUUAUCACUGACUCUCUCUCACUGAGCUGUGAGGGACAGAGUGACUCUACUGGAUGGAGAGUGAGACGAUACACACACAGUGAGAAGGUGUCAGAUUGUUCAUCAGGCUGGGGAUCAGUUACAAAAUCUACAGGCAGCAUCAGCUCCCUCAACACAUCCCACACUGGAGUGUACUGGUGUGAGUCUGAAUCUGGAGAGAGCAGCAAUCCUGUCAACAUCACAGUGCACAAUGGUGAUGUGAUUCUGGACAGUCCUGUUCAUCCUGUGACUGAGGGAGAUCCUCUGACUCUACACUGUUUAUAUCGUGACCCAAAGCCCUCAAACCUCACAGCUGAGUUCUAUAAAGAUGGAUCACUCCUCCAGACUCAGACUACAGGAGAGAUGACCAUCCAUACUGUCUCAAAGUCAGAUGAAGGUCUCUAUCACUGUAAACACCCAGAGAAAGGAGAGUCUCCACAGAGCUGGAUCUCAGUCAGAAGAUCUAAUCAUGUAACAGUAAUAUUGGUGGCGGUGGCACUGAGUUUGACCCUGUUCCUCAUUGUUAUGCUAUGCCUGAUUUGUUGCUGCAAGAAGAAGAAAGGAAAUAAGAAGAACACCAGUCAGACAUCCGGCCAGAGCCAGAAUACAGGAUCCACACUGCUGCAGCCUGGUCAGUUUUCAUCAACAAUAAACCAGCAUUUAGUUUUUACUCAAGUUAACCCUUCUCACUAA
Colossoma macropomum (tambaqui) is the source of this 1587-nucleotide messenger RNA. RefSeq names its product high affinity immunoglobulin gamma Fc receptor I-like. NCBI's taxonomy places the organism in Eukaryota, Metazoa, Chordata, Actinopteri, Characiformes, Serrasalmidae. The transcript is spliced from 7 exons. Gene Ontology annotation, molecular function: transmembrane signaling receptor activity. The record is from RefSeq and is a predicted model, not a curated record. The annotation marks the transcript as partial. Gene Ontology annotation, biological process: cell surface receptor signaling pathway.